Messenger RNA from Vombatus ursinus (common wombat), 4179 nucleotides. Its product is annotated as E3 ubiquitin-protein ligase rififylin-like. Gene Ontology annotation, cellular component: plasma membrane; cytoplasm. Bases 1 to 1197 code for a protein of 398 amino acids. Gene Ontology annotation, biological process: negative regulation of extrinsic apoptotic signaling pathway via death domain receptors; proteasome-mediated ubiquitin-dependent protein catabolic process; protein K48-linked ubiquitination. Gene Ontology annotation, molecular function: ubiquitin protein ligase activity. The transcript is spliced from 7 exons. The record is from RefSeq and is a predicted model, not a curated record. Lineage: Eukaryota; Metazoa; Chordata; Mammalia; Diprotodontia; Vombatidae.
AUGAUCUCAUCUGGAAAUGGCUCUGGUGUCCCCAGCUGUAGGAACUGGAGGGAGCUUGCUUUCUGCUCAGGCGAUGUUCUGAAACAGGCAAAACCAGGUUUUACCAUGUGGGCAACUUGCUGCAACUGGUUCUGUCAAGAUGGACAUCCUGAGGAGACUCAGCAGCCCCAGGGAGCCAGAACACAAGCAUAUUCCAACCCUGGUUACAGCUCUUUCCCUUCCCCUGUGGGCUCUGAACCCAGCUGCAAGAACUGUGGGACCCACUUUGGCAGCACAGCCAGGAAGCACACGUGUUUGGACUGUAAGAAGAAUUUCUGCAUUUCCUGCUCGAGCCAAGUAGGGAAUGGUGCCUGCCUCUGCUAUCUCUGCCAGCGUUUCCGAGCCACAGCCUUUCAUCGAGAAGAGCUGAUGAAAAUGAAGGUGAAGGACCUGAGGGACUAUCUCAGCCUCCAUGACAUCUCCUCUGAGAUGUGCAGGGAGAAGGAGGAACUGGUGUUCUUGGUGCUUGGUCAGCAGCCGGUGAUCACGCAGGAGGACAGGACUUGUAAUGCCCCUUUCCCCUCAGGCCUUCCUGAGCAUCAGGCCUUCCUGGCCCAGCCUCAUACCAGCACAGCACCUCCUACCUCUCCCAACCUCCCUCCGUCACCGGCACAGCCCACCUCCACUCCCUCAGCCCAGGCUCAGGAAAACCAGCAGGCUAAUGGCCAUGUGCCCCAGGACCAAGAAGCAGUGACGUGCCUGGAGAAUGUAGCAAGCGCUCCUAUGGAGGAUGAAACUCAGUCUAUUGACUCUGAGGACAACUUGGUGCCAGGGCGGAGAGCCUCACUGUCUGAUCUGGUGAACGUGGAGGACAUUGAGGCCCUCACUGUGCGGCAGCUCAAAGAGAUCCUGGCUCGGAACUUUGUGAAUUACAAAGGCUGCUGUGAGAAGUGGGAGCUGAUGGAGAGGGUGACCCGGCUGUUUAGGGAGCAGAAAGACCUCCAGCAUUUGGUGUCUGGCACCGUAGAUCAAAAUGGGGAUCCAGCGCCAUCUAGUGCAGAGGAAAAUAUAUGUAAGAUCUGCAUGGACUCACCUAUCGACUGUGUCCUGUUGGAGUGUGGCCACAUGGUCACUUGUACCAAGUGUGGGAAACGGAUGAACGAGUGCCCCAUCUGCCGCCAGUAUGUGAUCCGAGCUGUGCAUGUCUUCAGAUCCUGAUGGCUAGAACCAGGCCCUUCCAUACCCUAUGGGGCAAGUCGGUUCACCUGUGGAUCCACUGUGAGAUUUGCAAAGUAUCACCCCAAAGCCACGGCCAGCAAGGACAGAAAGAAACCCUGGGAGCUUUCUGCUCGUCUGGUCAGUUGCGCCCUUUUCACCACAACAUUUUCCAUCUCGGUGUUGGAUCUGAUAGGGCUCCCUUAGCCAAUGGGGAUUUAUUAGCCCUGCUUGGGGCAGAAAUCAAAUGGGCUCAGUCCCCGUUUCACACGAUCAGUUGGUGACAGUAAAUUUGUGAUGAACACAAACUUCCCAGCACUCAGACCACAUUGGAGUACUUUUUCCUCCCUUCAAUACAAACCAUAGUUAUUAAGGAUCUUUUUCUGCAAAAUUAUCCCUUGAUAUCUAUUGUAAAUUCAUCCCUCUGUGGAGACAACUCAGUGCUGAUUUUUUAAUCAUUCAGAAAUCUUGGGGUUUUUUUUCCCUAUUAUACACAUGGCUGUAUUUUCUGUCUCGUGGCUUGAGUUUAAUUCAGUCACCAUUAAUCUCUCUCCUCAUGUCUUCCUUUGGUUUCUUCAGCUCAAAAGGCAUUAAUGUCCUGAAGAGUGAGUAACUGGCUAUGAAUGCUCUCACUGAAACUAAAAGGACGGUGUGCUAUUAAACAAAAGCCACGAUGUCUUUUCCUGUCCCACCUGCCAUGUUGUGGGGAGGCAGGGGACUCCAACUAUCCCCAUGGAGUUUGGCUGGCUCCUGUCUUGUCAUUGAGCCCCUUGUUUGGUGCCUUAAUUAGACUGACAAGAAAACAGAAUUUUUCUGCCCGUGAAUCUUUCGCCUGUUGAAAAUGAAUCUUUGAAGGUUGUUGAGAAGUCUCAACAUAAUAGUUGAUUACCUGAGUGCAUGAUGGGAAGGUAUUUGUCUCUAUAACGACUUACAGUGACUUGUUAAGGCUGCCUGAUGAAGCGGUGUCAUUCCCGAGAUGGACUUCUCAUUGCUGUCUCUUUACUUACUGUGGAAGCCAAAGAGACAUUUGGCUUGCACAUGAUAGAGAAAUUCUGAGUCCCAGAGAGAGAGGGGAGAACUUACUGUGGACUCACAUUUGCCUUGGCCAUCCCUUGAGGUGUUAGUGGAAGAAAGAUGUGACUUUUGAUUCAGCAGCCCCAGUAGCAUCUCUUCAGUCCCAUCCCCUUGAUGGAAACGAUUGCCUCCUGCUAGUUCUUUGAGCUGAGUCUGCUUGGUUCUUGGUCCUCCAUCAUCCUGAGACUUGGGUCAAGGUUCUUUCAGCAUACAGCCAUACUUCCCGUGAAUGUACUCAGUGGGACAGAUAGCACAAAGUCCUGCAACAUGGCUUCUUUCCACUGUUGGACAGGUAACAAAAAGCCUUAAAACUCCCAGGCAUCUUGGGGGAACUCCUGGUUCCCAUUUCUUUUCUUCUCCUGUUGUUUCUGUUUGGUAUUAGCAGGAAGUCUGAACUGGCUGAUAGAGGAAUAGCACGGCAGUGAGCAGGCUUACUGUGUUGGCAGAGAGAGCCCAGGGACAGCAGCAGCCUGGGUCUUCUGUCUUGAGCCAAUCUAGGGACUCUUUCUUCUCAGGGGCCUGGGUUAAUUGAGAAAGCCCCUUGCUAAUGCAGUCAAGCACAAAGCAAACCAGGUGCCUAGUGACUUAGCAACUAUGCAAAACUUACCCACCUAGAGCCUUAGCAGACCCCACUGUGCAGCCUUGAUCCCUUUAAAUUGUAAAGGGUGAACUACUGCUUUGGAAGAUAGAGGUGAAAUUGCUCUCUCCUAAGGAGAACAGUAAUAUUGGUACGGACUUUGUAAUGAUUCCUUUUCCCCUAACUCACUUUGGAAAGAAGAGACGAUUUCAGGAAGGAAUUGUCAGCUAAGUACUCAUUUGUUUAUUUGGAUAUUAGAUCGGGUCUUGGGGAUCACAUUCCAGAAUCUUCACCCUUUUCAAACCUGAAAAUUAAUGAUGAAGAUUCAUUGUCUCUCUGUUGCUGCUUGACACCACGGUUUACAGCCCAUAGUGGUUCUGAAAAGGGCUGUUCAAUUGUCAAAUGACUCCACUGUGAAAUAAGUUAAUAGGUAUGCAAAUCAGUCAUCAUUUAGAAAUAAGCUCAGAGCAGGAACAGGCCCUCUACCCAUUUGUUGCCUUCUUUCUCGUCUGAAGUUGGUGGCAGUGUUCUGCCUUCUGGGCUUAGGAGGCUUUCCACAUCUGGAAAGUGACCCCUUUACUGGAUGAGCUGAGGAUGGGGAGCAGACCUGCAUAACCAGCUCCCUACUUGGUCAUCAAUCAGAGCCCCACCAGUCUUCAGCCUGAUACAUAUCCGACAGGGGGUGGAUUAUUUUAGAAGAAUGUGACAACUUAGUCUGUUUCUUUAAAUUUUCUUGGUGGGUGAUUUCUCAUCCAAGGAAAUAUCCCAAUCUUGUGUUAAUUUUUUAUUUUGACAGAAAUUGGGUGUUUAAGAAUCAUGUAUGAUGUCCAAGUGAGAAAUCUGAUUUUACUUCUGAGUUACUCCUUGCCUCCCUCCCCACAUCCUGGAGUACUUAACUUUCACUGCAAUGGCUAAUUACUCUUAUGGCAUUUUCUUUAUUUUUGAUAUGAUUGCUAUGAGAUUUCUGGUUAAUGAGACUUCUAGAAGACUGGUUCAGAGUCUAGUGGUACAGAUGGAUCCAAACUAUGAAAAAGCUGUAAAGAAAUGAGUGCUUCGUGUACAUUAAUGUAUAAAUUUAAGUCUUUUGAAUGUUUCUGAGCUGCUUGAAGUAGCUGAUACUGAGAUUCUCUCUGACUUCUAGUGGGUGUUAAAGCAAGCCCAAAUGUGUAUUUUUUUGUUACAGAGUUAUGCUUUAUAAUUUUGUAAUAAAGUUUAAAUAUGAUUGAAAAGGCCUGCUUUGCUAUCUGGUGUGACAUUGUACACAUGAGCACCUCAUAGCGGGAGUGGACAGAAGUUCAAAUCAACCAACAUUAAACUUUAUGUGCAAGGCUCUG